AUAUGCAGCUUGUUGCUGUUGUUUGUGAGUGCAGACACUUUACACAGCCCCAGCUGAAACCCACAACCCGGACAGCCACUCUGCCACCAACCAUGAGAGAGUUCAAGAGCAAAGAAUUCUGGAGGGCCGUUCUGGCCGAACUGGUUGGCAUGACCUUUUUCAUUUUCCUCAGCAUCGGUGCAGCCAUUGGGAACAUGAACAACACUCACCCAGACCAGGAGGUGAAGGUGUCGCUGGCCUUUGGACUGGCUAUCGCCACUCUGGCCCAGAGUUUAGGGCACAUCAGUGGAGCCCACCUGAAUCCCGCAGUUACCCUCGGGAUGCUUGCCAGCUGCCAGAUCAGCGUGUUCAAGGCCGUCAUGUACAUAGUGGCACAGAUGCUGGGUUCAGCCCUGGCCAGUGGCAUUUUGUAUGGAGUGCGUCCAAGUGCCAGUACAGCACUGGGGCUCAACGCUCUCAACGGUGUCACUCCCAGCCAAGGCGUUGGCAUCGAGCUCCUGGCAACCUUCCAGCUGGUGCUGUGUGUCAUUGCAGUCACUGAUAAAAGGCGGCGUGAUGUCACCGGCUCAGCACCGUUGGCCAUUGGCCUCUCUGUCUGCCUGGGACACUUGACAGCUAUCAGCUUUACAGGCUGCGGCAUCAACCCCGCUCGUUCUUUCGGUCCAGCUUUGAUCCUGAACAAUUUUGAAAACCACUGGGUGUACUGGGUGGGGCCAAUGUGCGGUGGUGUAGCAGCAGCUCUCAUCUACGACUUCCUGCUCUCCCCCAAAUUUGAUGACUUCCCCGAGCGCAUGAAGGUCCUGGUCAGCGGCCCAGUGGGCGACUAUGAGGUCAACGGAGGCAACGACACUACAAAUGUGGAGAUGACGUCAAAGUAGCACUGUGCAGACACAAUCACUUAGUGCCAUUGUACAUGUCUAUACUCCUGUAAAAAAAAAAAAAACUUUUGAAUUUAGAGUAGGAUGUUUUUGUGUUCCUGUUGAAAUACCAAUGAGGACUGUGGUCACGGGUCAGUUAGUGUCUCAUUCUAAUUCACUCCAUUGUUUGACCCCCCGCACACAAUUUCUGUCCAAACUGACACUCAAACAUAUAAGUCAAGGUUGUGAAAAUCUUGACAGAGCAGUGUGUUCUGAAUUUAUUUCCCAUAUCAGUAUUCUAUGUUGAGCCAUUUUUUUGUAAACAUAUUUCUAUGUGCUUGUAUCACUUUUUAUCUCUGAUGGAUAAUGUAUUGUGUGUACACUCUUGAAAUGUCUUUCAGUUUUUUAAGUAAAUAAAACACUUGUUGUUAA
Molecule: messenger RNA, 1289 nt
Organism: Lates calcarifer (barramundi perch)
Lineage: Eukaryota; Metazoa; Chordata; Actinopteri; Centropomidae
Product: aquaporin-1
Exons: 4
Coding region: 3-878 (291 amino acids)
Biological process (GO): renal water transport; hyperosmotic response; carbon dioxide transmembrane transport
Cellular component (GO): membrane
Molecular function (GO): carbon dioxide transmembrane transporter activity; glycerol transmembrane transporter activity; water channel activity
Source: RefSeq, a predicted model, not a curated record